CCUCGUCUCGCCCUCGGCCACAUCCCCCAGGAGCUCCACAAAAAUCUCCCCUCCAACCCGCGCGGAGGGGGCAGCAGCCAGCAGCCGCAGCCGCAGCCGCGCGGCGCCACUUCCCUCACCCGAACGCCUCGCCUUGGCCGCCCCCUCGCCGCACCCCCACACGGCCACACCCCUCAAACAUCUCCACUCCCCGACCGCGCCGAGCAGAGAGAGGAUCACAUGGCAUCCGCCGUUUCGCUUCUCCUCCUCUCGCCCCCGCGCCAUCUCCACCGCGACGUCACAUCCCGCCUCCUCAGCACCCCGCACCGGCGGGUCCUCCUCGCCGCCCCCACCAGCGCGACCCCUCGUCGGCUCCUCGCUGCGCCGCCGCCACGCGCCUCCAACAACAACGACAACAGCGGGGCCGUGGAGGCGCCCGACCGCCUCGUGGCCGCGGUCGCCUACCUCUACCCGUUCCUCGACGGCGCGCACCACGGCCGCUUCCUCCUCGCGCAGUUCCCCUUCUUCAACGCGCUGCUCCGCCCGCUGGGCCCCGCGGCUCGGCUCUUCCACUCGUCGCCGCUCACGCCCUUCCUCCUCUUCCUCACGCUCUACUUCGCCGUCGUGCGGAACCAGCAGGCCUUCUCCCGCUUCGUCCGCUUCAAUGCGAUGCAGGCCGUCGUGCUCGACGUGCUGCUCAUCUUCCCCGACCUGCUCGCGCAGUCGUUCGCGCCCUCUGGUGGGGUUGGGUUCGAGGUCUUCCAGAGCAUGGAGAGCACGGUCUUCCUCUUCCUGCUCGUCUCCUUGGUCUAUGGCAGCGGCGCCUGCCUGCUCGGGAAGACGCCGCGGCUGCCCAUUGUCGCAGAUGCAGCCGAGCGCCAGGUGAUGUGACUACAAUUCCUUUCCCUCGAAUCAUGCUGAUGGAAAGGGGAUCUGAUGAUUAUGCAGAAACAUCGGAAUGGCUCGUUGGUGCUUGCAGCAAAUCACAAGCUUAGUAUAGUUUACAAUUGCCUUGCUGUUUAUAUAGGUCUAGUUACCACUUCAAUGGAUGAACUGUGCAAGGUUGAUACAAUGACGUUGCAGCCUAGUGUACUACCAUAUUUGUUGAAUUGACAAAUUUUGAGAGAGCAAUACAUGUACACUGUUUUACAAUCCGAAUCGCAUUUACAAAUGAGGAGGAUUGAGGAAUGUCUGAAUCGGGGAGCUUUCUGA
Molecule: messenger RNA, 1191 nt
Organism: Sorghum bicolor (sorghum)
Lineage: Eukaryota; Viridiplantae; Streptophyta; Magnoliopsida; Poales; Poaceae
Product: protein TIC 20-v, chloroplastic-like
Exons: 1
Coding region: 220-870 (216 amino acids)
Source: RefSeq, a predicted model, not a curated record